CCAGCCAGGGGGGAGGAGGCAGCCAGAGUGUUCUCUGCAGCAGAAGACCCCUUGCUGCCCUGCGUAACCCAGACCAGCAUUUGCCAGGUGAUGAAAAUGAAAAGCAUGUACUUUGUGGCUGGAUUGCUUUUAAUGAUUGUACAAAGCAGUUGGCAAAGUCCUCUUCAAGAAACAGAAGAGAAAUCCAGACAACAAGGAGUUGAAGAGAGAGAGAAAGAAAACCUUUUGGACCAGCUCUCAAGCAAUGGGCUCGCCAGGCGUCAUGCCGAAUAUGAGAGGCAUGCUGACGGCACCUAUACCAGUGACAUCAGCUCUUACUUGGAAGGUCAAGCUGCCAAGGAGUUCAUUGCUUGGCUUGUGAAUGGACGAGGAAGAAGAGAUUUCUCAGAAGGUGCUGCUACAGCUGAUGCCAUUGGCAGGAGACAUGCAGAUGGCACUUUCACCAGUGAUUACAACAAGCUCCUGGACGACAUGGCUGCACAAGAAUUCCUGAAGUGGCUGAUGAACUCAAAAGUGACCCAGAGGGAUCUGUUGGCAGAAUACCAAUAAGAUGCAGAAUAAGCACAGCAUAAAUCAAGGUCUUCACUACGUCAUCUACCAGCCAUUGGGGAAUUUUGAAACAUACAUUCUGUAACAUUUCAGGGAACUGUCCCCUAAAGCUAACUAGCUUCAAGGCAUGCUAGUGGAUUUCACUGUUUUAUCCUGCUGUGAAAAAGGAUUCUAUAGUGAAUUUACCCUGGUAACAAAAGUAAUAGGUCUAGGCUUUCAGAUCUUCCCAUUUACUUUCCAGCUCUUGAUCCCCAGUCUUAAAUAGCCCCAAAGCUGUUUACAUUUAGCAAUUAUAUGUUGUUUUUUUCUAUGAAGACAGUGUGUACAUAGAAAUUAUGUAACCACCAAAUAUGAAAACCAGCAACUAGCUAGCAGUUAUGGAAACUUCCCCCUUGAAACCUUUGUUAUAAAAAGGCUCAGCUUUUCAGACAUCAAGUCUUAAA
Hemicordylus capensis (graceful crag lizard) is the source of this 992-nucleotide messenger RNA. It is a transcript of the gene GCG, whose product is annotated as glucagon. Gene Ontology annotation, biological process: positive regulation of insulin secretion involved in cellular response to glucose stimulus; adenylate cyclase-modulating G protein-coupled receptor signaling pathway; negative regulation of apoptotic process. Gene Ontology annotation, cellular component: extracellular region. Lineage: Eukaryota; Metazoa; Chordata; Lepidosauria; Squamata; Cordylidae. The record is from RefSeq and is a predicted model, not a curated record. The coding region runs from base 91 to 549 and encodes 152 amino acids. The transcript is spliced from 6 exons. Gene Ontology annotation, molecular function: glucagon receptor binding; hormone activity.